AUGGAUGCUGAUGCAAGGAAAAUUGGACCAGGAACAGAAGGCAGCCAAGGGCAGUUUCCACUCACACAGAACGUAACAGUUGUUGAAGGCGGAACUGCAAUUUUGACCUGCAGAGUUGAUCAAAAUGAUAACACCUCCCUCCAGUGGUCAAAUCCAGCUCAACAGACUCUGUACUUUGAUGACAAGAAAGCCUUAAGGGACAAUAGGAUCGAGCUGGUUCGGGCUUCCUGGCAUGAACUGAGUAUCAGCGUCAGUGAUGUCUCUCUCUCGGAUGAAGGACAGUACACCUGUUCUUUAUUUACAAUGCCUGUCAAAACAUCCAAGGCCUAUCUCACUGUUCUGGGUGUUCCUGAGAAGCCUCAAAUUAGCGGAUUUUCAUCCCCAGUUAUGGAGGGAGACUUGAUGCAGCUGACUUGUAAAACAUCUGGUAGUAAACCUGCAGCUGAUAUAAGAUGGUUCAAAAAUGACAAAGAGAUUAAAGAUGUAAAAUAUUUAAAGGAAGAGGAUGCAAAUCGCAAGACUUUCACGGUCAGCAGCACACUGGACUUCCGAGUGGAUCGAAGUGACGAUGGCGUGGCGGUCAUCUGCAGAGUAGACCAUGAAUCUCUCAAUGCCACCCCUCAGGUGGCCAUGCAGGUGCUAGAAAUACACUAUACACCAUCAGUUAAGAUUAUACCAUCCACUCCUUUUCCACAAGAAGGACAGCCUUUAAUUUUGACUUGUGAAUCCAAAGGAAAACCACUGCCAGAACCUGUUUUGUGGACAAAGGAUGGUGGAGAAUUACCGGAUCCUGACCGAAUGGUUGUGAGUGGUAGGGAGCUAAACAUUCUUUUCCUCAACAAAACGGAUAAUGGUACAUAUCGAUGUGAAGCCACAAAUACCAUUGGCCAAAGCAGCGCAGAGUAUGUUCUCAUUGUACAUGAUCCCAAUGCUCUGGCUGGCCAGACUGGCCCUGAUCAUGCUCUUAUAGGAGGAAUUGUGGCUGUAGUUGUAUUUGUCACUCUGUGUUCUAUAUUUUUGCUUGGACGGUAUCUGGCAAGACAUAAAGGAACAUAUUUAACAAAUGAAGCUAAAGGAGCUGAAGAUGCACCAGAUGCUGACACAGCCAUUAUCAAUGCUGAGGGCAGCCAAGUCAAUGCUGAAGAGAAAAAAGAAUAUUUCAUUUAAGAUGCAGGCCAAGAUUCUGAAUUUUACUUACCAGGCUGGCUGCUGGAGAAAACUGGCUAUCAUCUUUCAGAGUUCAUUUCUACCAUCUCCUGCUACCUUUAUUAACUUCCAUACAGUACUGCUACCAGUAGCCAGUGUAUACCAACAAUCAGCUGUUGAAAGCAUCAUUCUUUAAUUACUGUACCAUCCAUAAUGCAGGACAUUUCUUACUGCCUAAAUUCCACACCAUUGCUCUUUUAACAUACAGUGCUUGAAUAUACAGCCUUAACAAUGUUAAUCAUCUCCUUGGAUCAUGAUAUUGAAUUGUUUUUAUACAUUGAAAACAAA
This is a messenger RNA of Hippopotamus amphibius kiboko, 1494 nucleotides long. It is a transcript of the gene CADM2, whose product is annotated as cell adhesion molecule 2. Bases 1 to 1167 code for a protein of 388 amino acids. The record is from RefSeq and is a predicted model, not a curated record. The transcript is spliced from 9 exons. Lineage: Eukaryota; Metazoa; Chordata; Mammalia; Artiodactyla; Hippopotamidae.